Colletotrichum higginsianum IMI 349063 is the source of this 1173-nucleotide messenger RNA. RefSeq lists its product as uncharacterized. The transcript is spliced from 2 exons. The record is from RefSeq and is a predicted model, not a curated record. Lineage: Eukaryota; Fungi; Ascomycota; Sordariomycetes; Glomerellales; Glomerellaceae. The coding region runs from base 1 to 1173 and encodes 390 amino acids.
AUGCUUUCGUGCCUCCGCUCGCAGAUUUUUGAUUGGGAUUUCUCAUCUCAUUCUCACUCUCAUUCCACUCUCAUUUCACUCUCAUUUCACUCUCAUUCUCACUCGGGCCUCAUCACAACCUCACUUGCCAUGGCAAGUUCACUCGGCUCACACCCGGACUUCUGGACAGGCCUAUAUAUCGGCAUCAUCAGUAGCUUGCCGGCUUUCUGUGCCACUAUGGCUCUGAUCACUUGGAAUUAUCUGCGGCAAAAUGACAUCUACGACAACGACCACUGGAAGCUCAAUGUCAAGAUGCCGUUCACCACCAUGUGGAUGAACAUGGGCUACUGGACCGACGCCGACGGCCGGCCCACACAGGACUUCGAACAAGCAUGCCGUGCUCUCCUGCACGAGGUCCUCGCCGAAGCAGGCCUCCUGAAGACCGACUUAUCUUCGUCCAGGCUAGCCCUCCUUGACCUUGGAAUCGGGUGCGGUGACCAAUCCCUGGAACUUGCCCGUCUCAUCCAGCAGAGUGGCUGCGACGAGUACCGCUACGUGGGACUCACCCUGAACCCGUCGCAGUUCCAACUGGCCCUGAAACAGCCGUUUCACGAAUUCCAAACCCCGGGGGACGCCGAUGAAUCCAUCCGAGUCUUCCGGGCCGACGCGGGGAGGCCCGACGCGUGGGAUGCGGAUGUCAAGUCCGCCGUGGCGUCGCUGGCCACCGGGCGACCUCAGAACCAAGCGCGCUGGGUCCUCGCCCUGGACAGCAUAUACCACUUCUUCCCCAGCAGGAGGCCGAUACUCAAGUAUGCCGCUCAGGAGCUUGACGCGUCCUUCAUGGCGUUCGACUUGCUCCUGAGCGACACGGCCUCGUUCCAGCAGAAGCUGAUGAUCAAACUCAUCAGUCUGGCGAUGGGAUGUCCCGUCGGCGCUUUCGUGACGGAGGCUGAGUAUAAGACGCAGCUGUGCGAGGCCGGGUACGACGAGCGACAGAUCCGGUUCAGGGAUAUCACCGACCAUGUGUUUUCUGGCCUGGUAGCCCACAUCCAGCGCCAGGCGGCAGCGCUCCGGCCGCUGGGCAUCUCCGUAGCAAAGUUCAAGGUCGCGGCCAAGCUCUUUAGCUGGUUUGCCAGAUCAAAGACGUUGCGAGCCACCAUUGUGGUCGCGCGGAAGAAGCCCAAGGUCGUAUGA